Molecule: messenger RNA, 2426 nt
Organism: Desarmillaria tabescens
Lineage: Eukaryota; Fungi; Basidiomycota; Agaricomycetes; Agaricales; Physalacriaceae
Product: caspase domain-containing protein
Exons: 4
Coding region: 333-2354 (673 amino acids)
Biological process (GO): proteolysis
Molecular function (GO): cysteine-type endopeptidase activity
Source: RefSeq, a predicted model, not a curated record
CCUCCGAACAGAGCAGUGAGCACUGUCGUUACAUCUCGUUCGUUUCUAUCGGAGAGAUUAUGUUUAUCGCCUAGUCACAUCAUUCGGCACUAAGAGACAUCGUCACGGAAUCCUCGAACAUUAAAAUACGGGUACAGUGCAAUAUGAAAGGCGGAAGAAGAGGUUCGAGUUCAGCUGUUGUAACAUAUUGUUCUCUUUCAGGUCAGUAAAACAUAUUUCGAGAACGUGGAUUCGAGUACACUUCAAAGGCUUCACUCUUACGAACCUGGGACCUGAACCGAAGAUUCGGCACAUGUGUUCUACAGAUUUACAGAACACCGAAACACAUAAAUAUGCAUCCGCAAUACAUCAAACCCUCUAUGCCCCCACUGUACCUUUCGUCUCUCCGCUUUCUUCACCCCCGAUCUAUAACUCUCCCCGCGGUUGUAGGCGGUGUCCUGGGCUUGACGAGGCAUUCUUCUUCAUCAAUAUGUCCCAACGCAUUGCGCCAAGGCGAGCGAGCGGUACCAGGAUCCUCACACAAAGAAGCAAACUCACCUCUCGACAUCUUCGCAUUGAUCAUCGGUAUCAACGAAUACCAACAUUUUGAACACCUGAAGGGUGCAGUUCCCGACGCCAAUGCAAUCGCAGACUUGUUGCGCAAGGACUUGAAGGUUCCUACUGAGCGCAUCAAACUGCUCACCGACGAAUAUGCGACAGGAUCAGCUAUCCUGGAAGAAUUGAGGGCCUUCAAGGACAACAAACAGAUCGUCAAGGACAAGACUGCAAUCUUGAUAUACUUUGCGGGGCACGGCAGCAGGGUUAAGGCGCCCAACAAUUGGCCAGGCUGGAAGACCGACGACGGCUACAUAGAGUUGCUGUGCCCUGUCGAUGGCGAGAAGGGAGUUCCUGAUUCGGCCUGUGGCGGCGAAUUAGUGAAGGGAGAAUGUAUUUCUGAUCAGAGGAUUAGUGACAUUCUCCGGAAGUUGUCGGAUGCAAAAGGGAAUAACAUUACAUUGAUAUGUGACUGCUGCCAUUCCGCAGGAUUGAACAGAGGAGAUGAUUCCGACUCGGACGAUUUGGACUCCAACGAGUCGGAUCCAAGCGAGCUAGUGCGCGGAGUGGACGAUAUCGAGAGUAAUCCUACCCAGUGCGACACUCAGCCCAUCUUACCUGAAUGCGGCAACGGUGAAACGAGAGAGGGAUACCCGAAUGUCAAAGUCCCGAGCCGCGAAGGCUUUCGUGCAUCGUGGGACUCGCAUGUAUUUCUAGCAGCAUGCUUGUCAGAUCAGAAGGCGCGAGAGACAUCGGAGGGAGGCAAGUUUACCACGGCUCUGCUCAAGGUCCUGAAAGGAACAUAUCAAGGGCAUAUUCACACCCACCUGACAUACAGGGCGCUUGCGAGUAAAGUCGUUGCUGAAAUGCUAAACAUGGGAUCGCAACAGACCCCAUUCAUAUAUGGGAAGCAUAUUCAUCGAUGCAUAUUCACGCGCUCCGGAGAAGCGGUUUCCCGCCCCAUGAUCCCGUGCUACAACGUGAAGUCCACAAACAAGGGAAUUCAAGAAUUUUACCUUCGUGCCGGGCACAGUGUUAGUGUCCUUGAGGAUUCCAUAUACGACAUUUACGACACCGACUUACCAACACCACAGUCGCGUCCAUUGAUAAUGGCGAAGAUCUCUUCCAUAAAUAGCACAGCUAGGCUUGAAGUCAUCUCGGCCAUUCGACAGGGCGACUACGCUGGCGUAUUAUAUGCUCGAUUAUCGAAGUAUCCUGUCGCCGACUUGCUCGUCUAUUGCAAUCCAGAAAAAAUUGAUCUCUUCUCAUCAUUUAAUGAGCUCAGAUAUCCUUUCCGCCAUAUCGAUCGCCAAGACGAGGCGGACAUUUGCUUAGAGGUUGAUGCUGGAGCCGGAAACAAAGUUUCCAUUAGUCGAGGGAAUACGAACACGUAUUUCGUGAAAAACACAUACUGCUUCGAUGAAAUGGAGGGAAAUGAUAUUUUCAAGCAGGCUCAACGUGAAGGCUUUCCUACACACUUCUCAUAUAAACCUCUCGCCAGUAACAUUGAUGGUAUCAAGCAAUUUAUUGACGCCUAUGCGCAUUUCACCUACCACUUGACAUCUGGUAGUCCAAGGAAAAUAGAAGAUCUCGUCUCCGUCGAAAUGCACAAACUCAAACGGAACGGGGAUAAUCUAGAUGUCAUCGGAGGUGAUCUUCUCUCCAUUCUCAACUCACAGGACUCCCAGACUCGGAGGGAGUUCGUCGAGGUUGCUGGGGAUCUCGACCUGUAUAAUGCCCGCGACAAUAACGAUGCUCCACGAUAUGGGUUGACGAUCCGUAGAAAAUCCAUAUCCAGCCAGGUUGGAACACUAUACUAGGGCUUCGCACCGUACCGUAUACGGUAUACGGCCGUAUAGCCACGGUACAGUGACGGGCGACGGCUGGUCCGU